AGGCAGCGGGCUGUGUGGCCGUCUUCACUGCACGCUGCCACGCUCGGCUGUCCGCGCAGUCAGUCUGGCAGUUUCUGAGCGACAAAACCAGACGGGGAGGGGAGGAGAGAGGAGGAAAGAGGGGCGAGGAAAGAAGGACAAGAGGAAUGUAAAUAAAAGAAACGGUGUGUGAGACAGAGAGAGAUGGAAGAGGAGGAAUGACAGAUUUGCGAGGAAGAUGGAAGCGGAAAGAGAGGAAAAGUGUUCCGCGAAGCGGUAGCGCCUUUCCGCCUCGCCUUCCCCUCCCUGCCCGGGUCCGGGCUCCCGUCCGGGCGCGAGCCGCCGGGCGGGCGCUGGGAGCCCCUCUGCGCCCCGGAGCGCAGGGCGCGGGGCCGCCUCCCGCGCCCGCACAUGGCUGCAGCCACCCCGCGCGCACCCCGAGGCGCCGCGCCCAGCUCGCCGGAGGUCCGUCGGCUGCGCCCCGCCGCCCCGCAGCCAGGCAGCGGCUGAGCGGGGGAGUGCCCGCGUCCGCAGAUCGGGAUGUCCCUCCUCCUCCUCUUGCUAGUUUCCUACUACACUGGAACCUUGGGGACUCACACGGAGAUCAAGAGAGUGGCAGAGGAAAAGGUCACCUUGCCCUGUCACCAUCAACUGGGGCUUCCAGAAAAAGACACCCUGGAUAUUGAAUGGCUACUCACUGAUAAUGAGGGGAACCAAAAAGUGGUGAUCACUUACUCCAGUCGUCACGUCUACAAUAACUUGACUGAAGAACAGAAGGGCCGAGUAGCCUUUGCUUCCAAUUUCCUGGCAGGAGAUGCCUCCCUGCAGAUCGAGCCUCUGAAGCCCAGUGAUGAGGGCCGGUACACCUGCAAGGUGAAGAAUUCAGGGCGCUAUGUGUGGAGCCAUGUCAUCUUAAAAGUCUUAGUGAAACCAUCCAAGCCCAAGUGUGAGCUGGAAGGAGAGCUGACAGAAGGAAGUGACCUGACUUUGCAGUGUGAGUCAUCCUCUGGCACAAAGCCCAUUGUGUAUUACUGGCAGCGAAUCCGGGAGAAAGAGGGAGAGGAUGAACAUCUGCCUCCCAAAUCUAGGAUUGACUACAACAACCCUGGACGAGUUCUGCUGCAGAAUCUCACCAUGUCCGCCUCUGGGCUUUACCAGUGCACAGCAGGCAACGAGGCUGGGAAGGAAACCUGUGUGGUGCGAGUGACCGUACAGUAUGUACAAAGCAUCGGCAUGGUUGCAGGAGCAGUGACAGGCAUUGUGGCUGGAGCUCUGCUGAUUUUCCUCUUGGUGUGGCUGUUAAUCCGAAGGAAAGACAAAGAAAGAUAUGAAGAAGAGGAGAGACCUAAUGAAAUUCGAGAAGAUGCUGAAGCACCAAAAGCCCGCCUUGUGAAACCUAGCUCCUCUUCCUCAGGCUCUCGGAGCUCACGCUCUGGUUCUUCCUCCACUCGCUCCACAGCAAAUAGUGCCUCACGCAGCCAGCGGACACUGUCGACUGAAGCAGCAACCCAGCCAGGGCUGGCCACCCAGGCAUACAGCCUAGUGGGGCCAGAUGGGAGAGGUUCUGAACCAAAGAAAGUCCACGCUACCCUGACCAAAGCAGAAACCACACCCAGCAUGAUCUCUAGCCAGAGCAGAGCCUUCCAAACUGUCUGAAUUAGAACAGACUUGACUCCCAUGCUUUCCUAGGAGUCAGGGUCUUAGGACUCUUCUAGUCAUUGGAGCUCAGUCACCAGCCACUUAACCCCCUCGAACCAGAUGAAAGGCCAUUUAAGUAGCAGUGAGCAUUGCAUGGAACAUAUUCAGAAGAGCAUUUUCCUUAUAUGACACCAAACAAGCAAAAGGAUAUAAGCUGAUCAUCUCCAAAAAGGCAUCUCAUUAUGCCUUUAGACCAGAGCAGGAGAAAGCAGAGUCCAAAUCUAUUUGUUGACUAGGACCUGUGGUGAGAAGGCUGGGGAAAGGAGAGGUGAAUACACUUAAAACUUCUCACCUGGGAUGUUAUGCAUCAAUGCUUUGAUUCACCACUGUCAAGAAGAAAUUGGAUCUUGUUUGUAAAUUUUCUAUGCAUUUCUGCAAACCUAUUGGAUUAUUGUGAUUAUUCAGAUAGUCAAGCAGAACUCACAGCCCUUCUAUUACACCUACCUGCACCAUGAGCUAACCACUUCUAAGAAACUCCAAAAAAGGAAACAUGCCUCUUCUAUUCUGACUUGACUUCAUCUGUCAUAAGGUCUGGAUAUUAAUUUCGAGAGAAGUUGAAAUAGAGGGAGAUGGAGAAGAGUGAAUGACUUUCCCAUUCUACUACUAAUCUUCCUACUUAUAUUGAACCUUACAAUAAGAACUAAAAAAGGAGACCAAAAUGUGGGACAAAAGACCUGUGAAAAGCUUUCCAUUUUAAUGAUGUGCAGAUUGCUGACAAACAGAAAUAAAUAGUGGAGCAAUUGUGGAUUUUCCCUCAAAUCAGAUACCUCUAAGGACUUCUCUGCUGGGUAUCUCUGAAGGAAGAAAAUAUUCACAUGUCAUUUAACAACCUUGCUAGAGGAACAUUUCCUCUUGUUCCAGAGGAAAAAGAGAUCUAAGAAUGCUGAAAGAUCACUAAACAUACCAUUAUAAUCUCCUGUUUCUGAAAACAUGUGAAACCAGAAUUUCAAGACAGGCUGGACUAGAAAGGGAGAUUAGAUCAGUUUUCUCCUAAUAUGUCAAGGAAGACUAUAAGGAAGUUUAUAGUAUUACACCAAACCUGGAGCUUCCUCCAUUUCUUCCAUUUUAGAAGGAUGUGAACCUAGGACUUUUGAUGAUUCUACGCCUUAAAUUAUCAAAAAGAUCAGGGAUUGCCAAUGUUUCCUAAUGGCACUGCAAGUAUAUGCCAUAAUCAUUCCCCUGAGGUUGAAAAUGAGAAAAAUUCAGUAUUUUCCCAGCCUCAGCUCCCAAGAAAUUCUAGCUUAGGGCUUGAAGGAAAGGGAACUAACAUUCAGGGAAGAGACAGUGAGAAUAACAAUUGGGUGGCAGGAAAGGGCUGGGCUAGUGCCUGCUAACAUUUUAGUUGUCAGCACCUUGGAAAGAAUUAGCAAAAAGAAUUUACCAGCAUGAGCAAUUAUUAGAAAAGCUGACAUAUAUAUAUAUAUAUAUGAAGGCAUCUCAGAAGUGAAAACAACAACUUUCAAUACAAUAAUUUGCUUUUUUUUUUAAUAGUUUGGACUACUCUGAUACCUACAGCACAAAUGCUGAACCUCGAAUAGCUCUUCAGGGACCCUAGCACAAAUGUCAACUGAUCACCAUUGGUAAAGCAGAAUACUUCUUGUCAUUUAAAAGAGCAGCAGACCAGAAGAAAGAAAAAGUAAUGCUGAAUAUGGUGAUGAAAGCAUUGUUUCUAAAAUGGGAAUCAGAUGUUUAAAGGGAAAAGGUUGAUCUGGGAUGUUGCCCAUUUUUCUGGUUUUUCAUUCCUACAUUUAAUUCUCACGGCCGUGUCCUCACAUAGUUGCACAGUGCAAAAAUAUUUCCUUCUGAAAUCCCUAGGAGUUUAUCCUUGGGUUAAAAUCUUAACCUGAGUUUUGUCUUCCUCCAAAAAAGGUGGAAAUAAGAGACAUUGAGAAAGUAACAUAAAGAAUGCUAUUAGUAUAAUUUAAGAAGACUGGCAUAUUCGGAAUGCUUUUUAUAUUAACACUUUCAUUGUAAGAUAUAAAACCCUUACUCUGACUACAUUUUUAUUCUUCUGAUAGUGUGGUGUCCGGGCAACUUAUCACUUCUGCUAUGUAACUCUGAGACUUCUCAUUCCUAGAGUACCUGAGCCAAACAAAUACACUACGGAGGCUGCCGCGGUAUCAUCACUAGCUACUUGCUCUUACCAUUAUUUACUACCUUAGAUCCUAAGGUUUCCUGUCUAUGCCUUUGAAAGCAAAAAUCAGUCCCCUCUGCACAAAAAGGAGGUUUAGAUUAUUUAAACACAUUAUCAGAAGACUAAAAUACCAGUUGAUUAUCCAAAUUAUUUUCAGAAAUCUAUUCACUAUCGAAAUCUACAACAAACACACAGAACAGAUUACACUAAGAGCAGAGGAAUUCUAAGGAAUUGAAGAUUCUAAGAAGAUAUGGUGCUGAAGUCUUAGCAAUGAUAGUGCACUUAUCUUUGAGUCAGAUUCAGAUAUGUGACAGGUUCUGGAUGUAAAUUAGAGCUAUUACUAGUUCCAAACCAUAUUCCGUUAACUUUGCAAGUCAAAGAAGUCUGAAUCUUAAAUAUAAAACAAACAAAAAGGAUAAAAUAACUAAAUGGUAGAUGAAAAAAAUGUUUGUAGGAAGAAGAUGCAGAUGGAAUGAUGUGGAUGUUUAGAAAGUAACCAUUUUAAUAAAAUAUAUAAACCAAACUUAAUUUGUAAAAUAAUGGAAGCCUAUGCCUUUGUUGUCACACUGUAUAAAAACUAUUUAAAAAUUACUGUUGCAAAAAGAUA
Molecule: messenger RNA, 4418 nt
Organism: Microcebus murinus (gray mouse lemur)
Lineage: Eukaryota; Metazoa; Chordata; Mammalia; Primates; Cheirogaleidae
Gene: CLMP
Product: CXADR like cell adhesion molecule
Cellular component (GO): membrane; cytoplasmic microtubule; cell surface
Source: RefSeq, a predicted model, not a curated record